AAAGGCAACACAUGUUGUGCUCAAAGUGUGGCUCAAGUGUUGGUCCGAUAAUUGAUCCCAAGAAGUGAUCCCAAGAAGUGAUCGCAAGUGUUGUGGAAGUGAUGGCCAAAGACCAGGCGAUGGACGACCGGUUCGCUCACGUGUCGAGUGAUCCGCGCUUUCGGACGCUUCGGAAGAGCGAUAAGAAAGUGAAAAUUGAUAAACGAUUUGAUCGGAUGUUCACCGAAAAGAGGUUUAAACUGAAGUAUUCGGUCGACAAGAGGGGGAAACAGACGAAGAGUGGCGAGGAUUACAAGAAUUUGUAUGAAGUGUCGGCUGAGGAGGAAGUGGUCAAAGAGGGCGACGACGACGACGACGACAAGAAACCGGAAGAUGACGUCGAAGUGGCGGCAAAAGUGCCAAAAAAGCCACUCUUUAUGAACGCCAGAGGAUUGGAUUCGGACGAAGACAGCGAAGACGUGUCGAGUAGUAGUGAAUCGGAGGAGAGUUCCGGCGAUGAGGGCGAAGAGAUUGACCACAAGUGGAACGAAUGGGACAAAGAUGUGCCGCAAACGGAGGCGGCGACCAAACGACUGGCCAUUUGUAACAUCGAUUGGGAGCGCAUUAACGCCACGGAUCUGUUUGUUUUGAUCAAUUCGUUCAAACCGUCCGGCGGUUCAGUGCUAUCCGUGAAGAUAUAUCCAUCGGAACUGGGAUUACAGCGCAUGAAAGCGGAGGCCGAGAGCGGACCGAUUCAGUUCAUCAAAGCCGCCAAACGUGACAAACGGGACGCCAAUGAUAGCGCUGACGACACGGAUGACGACGAGUUGGACGAAGACGUGAAGGACUCGCGUAUUACCGAACAGUUGAGACAAUACGAGAUGACACGACUGCAGUACUUCUAUGCGGUGGUCGAGUGUGACAGUGAGGCCACGGCUGACGUCUUGUACGGCGAACUCGACGGCUUCGAGUACGAGAGCAGUUCGUCGACACUGGACCUCAGGUUCAUUCCCGAAGACAUGACUUUCGACGCGGAACUGACGCCCAAAUCGGAGUGCCAUUCGAUGCCCGACUUGAGUGCAUACAAAGCGCCGCAAUUCGUGAACAGCGCUCUUCAACAGAGCAAAGUCCGCAUGACUUGGGACGAGACGGACCCCAAGCGCCGGCAUGUCUUCGAGAAGGCAUUCAAGGAGGAGGACGACGACGACCUGAAGGCAUAUUUGGCCACUUCUUCCGAAGAGGAGGACGACGGGGAAGCGGUUCAGACGCCCGACUUUGCGGACGAUCCCACUCUCGGAACCAAAGAUAAGAUAAAUAAAUACAAAGAGUUAUUGAGUUCUUUGAGUGAACCGAAGGAGAGUAAGAGCGAUGAGAAAGACAUGGAAAUGGAGAUCUCGUGGGAACCGAACCUCAAGGAUGUGGUCGAAGACAUAGUCGAGAAAAAGGAGAAACAAAGAGACAGUUCUUUGUUUUACCAGACUUUGAGUAAUAUUAAAGAAAAACGGAAACAAAAGUCUAAACAAUUAGCAGAAGAAGAAAAAGAAGAAGAAGAAGACGACGAAGAAUUAGAUUCCGAGGAAUCGAGUGAUGAAAAGAUUACCACAAAAACCAAACGUAAACCUAAACACAAGAAAAAUGAUAAAAAGAAUGAGAAAUUAGAUCCAGAGUUAGAGCUCUUGCUUAUGGACUCCGACGAGAAUUCCGAUAAAAAGCACUUUAAUUAUAAAAAUAUUGUCGAAAAUCAAACAAAUGAUAAGAAAAGAAAACACGAAACGACAGACUCUUUCAAAUUCAACGCCGAAGACCCACGUUUUGGAGCCGUUUAUACGUCACAUCACUAUAACGUCGAUCCCUCUGACCCUCACUUCAAACGAACCGAAGCUUUCGAUGAGAUAAUGAGUCACUCGAAGAAGUCCAGGAAAUCGGACGAAACUCAAACCAAUAGCAAAACAAACGCCGAUAACAACGACUCGUCGAAGAGCUCGUUGACACAACUCGUGAGGACCGUUAAGAAUAAGACUCAACUUAUAAACAAUAAGAAACACAAGAAAUCGCAAAUAAAACAAAACAAAUUCAAAAGUUAAUCACAAUUUACUUAACAAUUUGUUCACUAAAUGCUAUCUUAAUCAUCAUUUUAC
Messenger RNA from Oppiella nova, 2117 nucleotides. NCBI's taxonomy places the organism in Eukaryota, Metazoa, Arthropoda, Arachnida, Sarcoptiformes, Oppiidae. The record is from the annotation of a GenBank genome assembly.